CCGCUUUCAAAAUUGCUUGACUUAGACGGCCACUAAAGGUGACUCUUCUCAUAUCUACCCGGUCGUAGGGUAUCUCUCCUUUAUCCUUGCUUCGCUUCACUUCACAAGUCCAAACUUGUAACAACCUUGCACGGCGCGCCGACGUAAUAUCUCAGUCGCAACAGAGAAGUAACUAGGCUUCCACAACGCACGUUCGACUAGCCACCUGGCAUCGCUCAACCCCCCACUCGACUCAUACCGCCUUCAUUCUAACUCCGCGAUAAUUACCUCGCCGCAAUGGCUCAGUACGGCUACGGACAGAGUCCCCCAUACGGCGGCGCCCCACAAAAUCUCCAGUUCUAUCCCUCUUCGUUCUCGAACCAGCCCGUUUCUGGGCACUCAACGCCCUUCCAAGCAAACUAUGGCGCACCGCAGACACAACCGUAUCCUGCACAAUAUGGCGCUGGCUUCUCGGCGCCGGGGGUGAGUGGGCAGAUGGGCGUUGGUGCGUCCGGGUUACGGACAGGGUGGCUAGCAGCGUUUGGCACAGAAGGGUAUGAAGGAGAACCCCCAUUACUGGAAGAGCUGGGUGUUAACUUUGGGCAUAUCAAGAUGAAGACUCUGGCGGUCUUGAAUCCGUUCGGUAGGAUUGACCAGCACAUCAUGGAUGACAGCGAUCUCGCAGGUCCUGUGCUGUUCUUUCUCAUAUUUGGGACAUCAUUGCUGCUCUCUGGCAAGCUCCAUUUUGGAUACAUCUACGGUCUUGCACUAUUAGGCAGCAUCUCCCUCCACAUCAUCCUCUCCCUUAUGUCCCCGCCCCUCACUGCUGCAGAAGCAGCUGCAGCACAAGACCAUCCACAUGCCAACUCGCACUUCUCGUCCUCAUUAACCUUCCCACGGUCUGCUUCGGUCCUGGGUUACUGUCUACUUCCUUUGGUUCUCACAUCCAUCAUUGGAAUCGCCGUGCCCAUGGAUGGUCUGUUUGGGUACCUGCUGACGAGCCUCGCGAUCGUUUGGUGUGCAUAUUCUUCCAGCUCGAUGUUCACGAUUGUUGGUCGCAUGACUUCUAUGAGAGGUCUCGUUGCAUAUCCUAUGGUCCUCUUCUAUGGAAGCUUUGGGAUAAUGGCAAUCUUCAGUUCUCGUGGCACUGGCCAGCUAGCGAAGGUCACUGCAGGCGCUUGAGGGAUUUCGGAAAAAGGCACAAAUGCAUCACCGUUGAACUAUUCAUAGAAUAGAAGACAUCGAAACCAUGAUACUAUGAC
Molecule: messenger RNA, 1241 nt
Organism: Lindgomyces ingoldianus
Lineage: Eukaryota; Fungi; Ascomycota; Dothideomycetes; Pleosporales; Lindgomycetaceae
Product: Yip1-domain-containing protein
Exons: 7
Coding region: 277-1161 (294 amino acids)
Biological process (GO): vesicle fusion with Golgi apparatus; endoplasmic reticulum to Golgi vesicle-mediated transport
Cellular component (GO): trans-Golgi network; membrane
Source: RefSeq, a predicted model, not a curated record